AUGAUGGCUCCUAUUGUCGAGGCUCCUAUACAGCCGCGAAGAAGCGUUAUAACGUUGAAUCCGCAAGGAGGUCCACCACUUGAUGACCAGCCGGUUUCGUUCCAGCAACGUGCAGCAGAGGCACCCGUUUCGAAUAUUGCCCAAGAUAAAGCGGAAGCUCAGAUAAGACAGGGACUUAUUGAUGAAAGCGGAUUUCCAUCGGUGCUUCGGAAAAUAAGCAGCUUCAGCAGUGGCGAAGAUACCGAAAAAGAGGAUAAAUUGAAGCAGGGGGCAACAGCCCCGCAAACUUUGGGUAGUUUGGAGAAUGAUUGCGGCCAGCGUAAUGAAGUUUUACUGAAGGCAAUGCUUACUGCUACCAAAUUGAGUAAUUUUGAAGAUGAUUGUGAUGAUGAAGAUGUAUUCAAGGCACUACAAUGCUUCCCGCGGCUGACGAAACAAAGAGUUUCUAUCCAUCCCGUCCAAGAUGAGGAGGACGAGGAGAAGGCGACGGACGCAUUUGUCUUUAACGAAACUUGUUCCACGCAAACAUUUAACUUUUUCAUAAAAUCUCAAUCGGUAAGUACGCCAAAGCAUUUGCGGAAGUUACAAGGUGUUUGCUUGCAAGAGCAGGAGCUUCCAGCACCCAGAACCUUGAUGUCACCUCCAACACCACCCACUGAAAAUGAAAACCAAUUGAAUAUGACUCCAGCAAACACUCUGUUCCCGUCGAAACAAUUGUCCAUUAUAAUGGAAUUGACUGAGACCAACACAGUGUCGUCUGGUACGAAAUCAACGGCUGAAACUCAUGAUUUUGAUUCGGAGUCAUCAAAGUCGAAUUACACGACGAAACCAUCGAGUCUAGAGCAAUGUCCUAUGUUGGAUCCCAUACUUGAGGUUUCAGCUGCCCAGAAAUCAAGAGAAGCAGGUCGACAAUCGCCACAAGUGAAUCGAGAUGUAAUGAAAAUGACCGAUGAAGAAGCGAUGCCUGCUCUUAUGAUGUCUAUGAAAGUUUUUGAAGAUAAGACGGAAACAGUCCCGAAGAUGUUGUUAACUAAACUUGGAAGUAAUCCACCGCCGCCAACUAAUGAUGACGAUUACGCGACUUUAUUUACCACAACUCCUACAAAAGCUAGUCAGUUCCUGGCAGACAAGGUUAAUCCAUACGCGGUAAACGAAUCAAUGACUUUCUCUAAAUUAUCCGAGAUAACUUUGCCAAAAUUGGAAUCCGGAGAGAUUGUUUCGAAAUUUGUUCCAGCGAAAGAACAAGUACAGCAAGGCUGGUAUGAAGCAAGCUUGAAAAAGGACGGAAUGAAUGUAGAUGAUUGUGGUAUGGCAAAUGAUUCGAUCACGUUCUCGAAAUUGAAAGGUCUCACCAAUCCUGGCGGUUUGAUGGAUAAGGGCAAAAAGCAAGUUGAACCUGCUGAACAACGGCAGAAAGUAUUUGGAGAUGGGAGUUUCGACGAUAAGUCACUUCUGGAAGCUUUCAAAACUUCACUAGGAUCAAUACAUUUGAGAAAUUUUAACCCUUCCGCGACAAAAUUUGAGACUAGCGACAUUAAGCUGGAAUUCAAGGAGCCUGCUAUGCCCAAUGUGCCAUCUGAAAAUCUGACUAUGUCGACAAUGAAUCUAAUUGAUGCGAAAAACUCCUCUAUUUCAGAGAUUCCAUUUUUUCCAAGCACAUCGCAGAUUCAAGAAUCGUCAGUGCAUAUAAAACAAGAACCAUUUGAAGCCGUUUCUGGUGGAAAGAUUAUCAAUCUUAGGAAUAGUUCGACAUCGUCUCAAGCUUCUUUGAUACCGCAAACUCCCCAAACUUACGAAGCUUCUGCUCAUGGCGAGAGAGGGCUAGGCGACAGCAUUUGCGCUGGGAAAUCUAACAGCCACCACGAUAGCUCCUCGUCCGUCCAGGAACGAUCAAUAUUGAGUCGAUUUGCUGAAAUCUCCCGUCGUCAAUCGGAAAAAGUUGAUGAAUCGCUAAAUAUCGAUUCUAGUCUGCAUGCAUCUAAUAUUGGCCAUUUUCAGGAGGAAAUACCUGGAAGUUACGUUUCGACUCACUCGAUUCCUCUUCUUCGACUGCACAUAACAACGCCCUCUCUUAUCGCAAAACUGAUUGAACAAUUUUGUAAAAACGACUGCUUAUGUUUCGAAUGUUUGAAGUCUUUAACAUGUAAUUCAGCCACACUACAAGGAUAUUCCACACAAUAA
Molecule: messenger RNA, 2181 nt
Organism: Hermetia illucens (black soldier fly)
Lineage: Eukaryota; Metazoa; Arthropoda; Insecta; Diptera; Stratiomyidae
Exons: 1
Coding region: 1-2181 (726 amino acids)
Source: RefSeq, a predicted model, not a curated record